AUUAACUCAAUUAUCAACUGUUGCGAUCUCUUCUCUUCGCCUCUCCUGUUUCUUGCUCCUAAAACAUAUAGUCGCCUGCUUCGAACUUAGUUGAGAAAGAUAGAUGCUUAGGUUAAAUGUUUAUUGUUCUCUAAAUAUUCCUAUUCCGGAACAUAUUAAGCUUGGGAGUAGUUAUGGUUCAGGCUUACCUAAGUUCCGUGGUGGACCCAAGCUGCCUCGUCGGGUUUCAGUCAGGGCGUUAAAAGAUGAGAUGGACGGUGGUAUGAGCGGCGGCUUUCAAGGCCGGAGCUGGGAACCUGGCUUGGAAAUUGAGGUCCCUUUUGAACAAAGACCGGUGAAUGAGUACUCGUCCCUGAAAGAUGGACCUCUGUAUUCAUGGGGCGAACUGGGACCAGGCCAAUUUUUCCUUCGACUAGGAGGACUCUGGCUGGUAACUUUCACGGUUCUUGGAGUCCCAAUAGCAGCUGCAAGCUUUAAUCCUUCAAGAGAACCUUUAAGAUUUGUGCUUGCAGCUGGAACAGGAACUCUCUUCCUCGUGUCACUGAUUGUAUUAAGAAUUUAUCUGGGGUGGAGUUAUGUUGGGGAUAGACUUUUGUCAGCAGUAAUACCUUAUGAAGAGACUGGCUGGUAUGAUGGUCAAAUGUGGGUUAAACCACCUGAGGUCCUGGCUCGUGACAGACUGCUGGGCUCUUAUAAGGUUAAACCAGUUAUCAAGUUGUUGAAGCAGACACUAGUGGGAACAGGGGCUUUGCUUGUUACAUCAGUAUUUCUAUUUAUCUUCGCUACACCAGUGGAAGAUUUCUUUAAAACAGCAUUUGUCACAAAGGAUGCACCAUCAAACGUUGUUGCUUCAAAAACCAACACAAAGUUCAAGAUAAGGAAAGAAGAGUUGCUUCGACUUCCGGUUGAGGUUAAGGACGAUGACGAUCUAGCGGCGGCUGCAGCAGAGGCUGCUGACGGAAGACCAGUGUACUGCAGGGAUAGAUAUUAUCGUGCAUUAGCAGGUGGGCAGUACUGCAAAUGGGAAGAUCUGUUGAAGUAGUUAGUUUAAUUGAAUCCUGGGUUUGGGGAAUGGAGACCUUGAAAUAUCUCCUUGGAUUUUUAUAUGGUUAAUUUGCUUUCAAGAUUGUAGCUAAAAGAUGUAAAUGCCAUUUUUUCUUUUUUGCAAUUAUUACAUGACAUUCAGAAAGUUUAAAGAAACAGAAGGGGAAAAGAAAUCCAAAUGUCAUGAUCUGUUCAUAAUUA
Gossypium raimondii (Peruvian cotton) is the source of this 1245-nucleotide messenger RNA. Its product is annotated as protein CONSERVED IN THE GREEN LINEAGE AND DIATOMS 27, chloroplastic. The record is from RefSeq and is a predicted model, not a curated record. Bases 104 to 1042 code for a protein of 312 amino acids. NCBI's taxonomy places the organism in Eukaryota, Viridiplantae, Streptophyta, Magnoliopsida, Malvales, Malvaceae. The transcript is spliced from 7 exons.